AUGACAUCCGCCCAGGCCGUCGCACAGGCGUUCGUCGACCAGCUCGUGGGGCAGUCGAGCUUCCCGGGCGCCGCCGUGUGGGCGGGCGACCGCAACGGGACGAUUGCCCACGCCGCCGCGGGCAAGCUGUCGCCCUCGUCGGGCAAGGACGUGACGACCGAGACGCCCUUCUGGAUUGCGAGCUGCACCAAGCUCGUCACCGUCAUCGCGCUGCUGCAGCUCGUCGAGCAGGGCAAGGUCGACCUCGACUCGCCCGCCGACAAGUACGUUCCGGGCAUCACCAAGCUCCAGGUCAUCGAGGCCGACGGCUCGCUGCGACCGCCCAAGCGCCAGCCGACGGUGCGCGAGCUGGCCAGCCACACUUCGGGCCAGACGUACCCCUUUUUCAACGAGGCCGUCGACGCCUAUUGCGCCAAGAACGGCAUCGAUGCGUUCGGGUGCGCCAAGUCGUCGAUCGAGGCGCCCAUGAUCGCCGACCCGGGCACCCGCUGGGAGUACGGCAGCUCGAUCGACUGGUGCGGCCAGAUUGUCGAGGCCGUGUCGGGCCAGGACCUCGACGGCUACUUCAAGGAGCACAUCUUCAAGCCGCUGGGCAUCAAGGGCAUGACGUUCAAGCCGCAGACUGGCGGGCUGCUGGCGCCCAAGUCGGGCACCACGUACCGCGACCCGGCCGACGGGAGCAUCCACGAGAUCCCGCACCCGCUGCAGCAGGACGAGUCCAAGAUUGAGGUGCAGUACGGCGGCGCUGGCCUGUACGCCAGCGCGGGCGAGUACGGCCAAAUCCUAGUGGCACUGCUCAACAGGGGCACGCACCCCAAGGGCGGUCAGAUCCUCAAGCCCGAGACGGUGGAGCUGCUGUUCGAGGAGCAGCUCUCGGCGGAGCUGGUCAAGGACCUGGACCGACCGGUGAUGGCGACGCAACCCAAGGUGACGAACCCGUUUUCGAUCCUGCCCGGGUUCGAGAAGCAGUGGUGCUUUGGCGGGUGCGUGGCCAACAACCUGCCCAACGGGCGCGGGCGUGGCAUCUGGUGGGCGGGCAUCAUGAACCACUACUGGUUCAUCUCGCUGGACCGGGGAACGUGCGGCAUGGUGCAGGUCAACCAGUAUCCCUUCUUCCUGGAGCCGGUGGUGGUGCCCUUCUUUUUCGACUUUGAGCCCAAGAUCCACAACAUUGUCGACCCGAGGAAGGAGGAGUAG
This is a messenger RNA of Pseudozyma flocculosa PF-1, 1197 nucleotides long. RefSeq lists its product as uncharacterized. The record is from RefSeq and is a predicted model, not a curated record. Bases 1 to 1197 code for a protein of 398 amino acids. The transcript has a single exon. NCBI's taxonomy places the organism in Eukaryota, Fungi, Basidiomycota, Ustilaginomycetes, Ustilaginales, Ustilaginaceae.